ACACAGUUUCUAAACAGCAACAAACACUUUCACAAAAAGCUUGAAUUGUCGUUUCAUAUUUUACGCAUUUGAAGAAAAGAAAAAUGGCGUCUAACCAACAAAGCUACAAAGCUGGUGAAACCAGAGGAAAGACUCAGGAGAAGGCUGGACAAGCUAUGGGAACGAUGAGGGACAAGGCUGAGGAAGGUAGGGACAAGGCUCGUGAUACCACCCAAGCAGCAAAAGACAAGACUUCUCAAACAGCCCAAACGGCUCAACAAAAGGCCCAUGAGACAGCCCAGUCAGCGAAAGACAAGACAUCUCAAACUGCACAGACGGCCCAACAAAAGGCUCAUGAUACGACCCAAUCAGCAAAAGACAAGACCUCUCAAGCUGCCCAGACGGCUCAAGACAAAGCACGUGAGUCUAAGGACAAGACCGGGAGCUACAUGUCCGAGACAGGAGAAGUCAUAAAGAACAAAGCUCAAGGCGCUGCACAGUACACAAAGGAGACGGCUGAAGGGGCGGCUCAGUACACGAAGGAAACGGCUGAAGCCGGUAGAGACAAGACCGGUGGGUUCUUAAGCCAGACCGGUGAACAUGUGAAGCAAGCGGCUAUGGGUGCAGCUGAUGCGCUAAAGCAUACUUUUGGUAUUGCUACGGAGGAAGAUGACAGGGAACAUUUUCAGGGUACUACUACGACCACUACUGGUACUACUCGGACCACUGAUCCGACUCAUCAGACUUAUCAGAGGAAGUGAGGAUAAUAAAAGAACUAUGAAUGCGUCUUUCUCUCUUUCGUCUCUGUGAUGUUUGUUUGGUCUUUUCAAUUUCUGUGUCUUUUGUGUUUGUAAUUUCCAUUGUGUCUUGUGUUUUGUGAUUCCGUUGUGUUUCUUGUGACGGUUGAUCCUGGAGACUUCUAAUUUCCAGCUCAAUAAGUUUAGAUUCGAUCCCGUCACAACUUUUGUAUUGUCCAAUUUGUAUUUGUGUUAUAAUAAACAGCUCUGGUUCCAUACCACGUUCUACUUAAUUUAUAGAAAUGAUUUCAAACAUCA
Messenger RNA from Thlaspi arvense, 1034 nucleotides. The record is from the annotation of a GenBank genome assembly. NCBI's taxonomy places the organism in Eukaryota, Viridiplantae, Streptophyta, Magnoliopsida, Brassicales, Brassicaceae.